AUGCGGUUGACUUCAUUUGUUAAAGAUCGGAACAGUAUUGGGAAAAGUGUCACCAAUGUUCUUACUGGAUUUUUCAGCGAAUACGAGACACAAAAGUUGGUUUUAAUUCACAGUGUGAAAUAUGUUGGUUUACGUCGUAUAAUACAAAUUAUUGUUCUGAUUUAUUUUGUUAUAUAUUUCCUUAUUUAUGAGAAAGGUUAUCAAAAACAAAGUACAGCCAUUGUAUCAUCAGUCGCACUUAAAGUAAAAGGUAUUGGUUAUGUUCGAACACCAGAAAAUAAAACAAUUAUUAUGGAUGUAGCAGAUUAUAUUAUUCCAGCAUCGGAAAACAAUGCGAUAUUUGUAAUGACAACGUUCAUAGAAACCGAUCAAAGACGAUCGACAUGCGCUGAAAGUUCACAACUCAAACAAGCAAAGUGUAGAAGCAAUAGUGAUUGUGUCACUAAAUCGUUUAUUGCAGGCAUGAACGGACUUUGGACGGGUCGAUGUUUAUUUACAUCAAAACCAACUGUCAUUAUUGGAGCAGAAAAUACUACAAAUAGUAGAACAGGUUUAUGUGAAUAUGAAGGUUGGUGUCCACCAGAAGAUGAUGCUGUAUCUCCUAUGUAUAUUCGGGGACCUCUUGGCUUUAGAAUAUUUAUCAAAAAUUUUAUUGAAUUUCCAGCAUUUGGAGUGAAACAUAAAAAUAUGGUUGCUGAUUUAAAACCAUGCGUCUUCCAUCCAACCGAUGAUAAAGAUUGUCCGAUUUUCCCUCUCGAUUAUAUUGUAAAUCAAGCUGAAAAUGACAGUAAUGAACGUGAUUUAAUGUUGCAAUAUGGUGGUGUCAUUGGUGUUAAACUUAAUUGGAUUUGUAACUUAGAUCGAAAUAUAAAAAUGUGUAAACCUCAAUAUUCAUUUGCUCGUCUUGAUGUACCUUAUCGUGAAAAGCCAUUUUCAGUUGGUUUCAAUUUUCGUUAUGCUUCUACUUGGAAACACGAAAGAGGCCAGUUUCGUACAUUAACAAAAGUUUACGGUCUUCGAUUCAUAAUUGCAACGAGUGGUAAAGCUGGAAAAUUCGAUUUUAUUACAUUGAGUUUAAACAUUGGCUCAUUGGUUGGAAUAUUUGGUUUAGCAACAUUUGUUUGUGAUAUUAUCAUACUUAAUUUAUCGAAAAGAGCAAAAUUGUAUCGAAAGCAUAUCUGUGAAACGGUUCAUUUUCGAACACGUUUUAGUAGCGCAAUACCAUUAAUGAAAAUGGAUUCAAAAGGCAGCUCUAGUAAUCGUCUAAAUCCUAGAAGAAAAGAUGAAACAACAUUAUUAAAUGAACUAAUUACCGAUUCUACAAAAAUUCGAGAGAAAACAGUUGGGAUGCGGUCACUGAUUGUUAACGAUAUGAAUCAUCUCCAUUGUUCGCCCUUGGUUUGA
Molecule: messenger RNA, 1404 nt
Organism: Rotaria socialis
Lineage: Eukaryota; Metazoa; Rotifera; Eurotatoria; Philodinida; Philodinidae
Source: the annotation of a GenBank genome assembly